AUGCCGCUUUUAACUGCUAUAAUUACGCUUGCUAUUGCUAGUCCAGCUUUAGCGGGACCAGCCGCCUACGGAGUGUGUCAGGCGGGUUGUUCUGCAGUUGUUAUGGCUUGUUACUCUGCAGCUGGGUUUACUUGGGGUGCGACUCUUGGUGCUUCCGCACCGGCUAGCAUCAUUGCUUGCAAUACUGCCUUUGGUACUUGUCAGGCUGCCUGUGCUGCUGUACUUUUGACCCCGAUGCUUUAG
Molecule: messenger RNA, 243 nt
Organism: Bipolaris oryzae ATCC 44560
Lineage: Eukaryota; Fungi; Ascomycota; Dothideomycetes; Pleosporales; Pleosporaceae
Exons: 1
Coding region: 1-243 (80 amino acids)
Source: RefSeq, a predicted model, not a curated record